This is a messenger RNA of Pecten maximus, 2582 nucleotides long. RefSeq lists its product as uncharacterized. NCBI's taxonomy places the organism in Eukaryota, Metazoa, Mollusca, Bivalvia, Pectinida, Pectinidae. Gene Ontology annotation, molecular function: nucleic acid binding. The record is from RefSeq and is a predicted model, not a curated record. Bases 16 to 1149 code for a protein of 377 amino acids. The transcript has 5 exons. Gene Ontology annotation, biological process: DNA integration.
AUCCUAUUAUGUAUAAUGGAGUCAUCCACUGCCUUCGACCUCGUUUUCAUACCGGAAAGUAAGCGACAGAUGAAAAGAUGGCGGGAGACAUACAUCUUUGUAAGUGGCGUACUUGAAGCGAUCCAGAGAAACAUUCAGAAUGUAGGAAGACAGAUAGGUCAAGAAAAUCCCGAUAUUUUCAUGCUUGAAGGACUUCUGAGGCAUUCGUUGGAAAAUCUUAACCGGAUUUCCACUUCAACGAACCAGUUCGCCGAAGUCAGAGCAGCGGUACAAGAUUUGAUGCAGGUGGUCAACAACGCUGCGUCGGCACCUACUACGUCUGGAUCGGAUGUAACGGACUCAGAUGUUCAAGGAUCUCUUCAGGAUGAGGCAGCAAAAGGAAAAGGCCGUCCAGCUUUUGGGAUCACUGUGGACUUGAUACAAACACAGUUGAAGAUGGGCUUCACUGCUAGAUCCAUUGCAGCUCAACUCAAAUGCAGCCCCUCCCUUAUCUACAAGACACUAAAAUCUGCAAUCCUGUCUGUAAGCAGUGUUAAAUAUAUAACUAUCAGUGAUACUGAUCUUGAUGCUGCUGUUCAAGACCUUCAUCAGACUCACCCAAAUGCAGGAAAUGAGAUGAUGAGCGGGUACCUCAGAGGUCAAGGACUUCAAAUACAAAGGCAUAGGGUCCGCAAGACACUGAACAAGAUUGAUCCUGAGGCUGCCGCCCAGAGAUGGAGUCGUGCCAUAGUGAGGCGUGUUUACAAGGUGCCAGUACCAAACAGUCUGUGGCAUAUGGAUGGACACAUGCGUCUAAUUCGAUGGGGAACUGUGACGCAUGGCUGUAUAGAUGGCUAUUCUCGCCUGAUUACUUUCUUGAAAUGUGGAGUGGACAAUACCUCUAAAACUGUGCUGGACUUGUUCAUUAGCGCCGUACUGAAAUAUGGACUACCAGCAAGAGUGAGAAGUGACCAUGGUGGGGAAAAUAUACAGGUGGCGCUGUUUAUGAACUUGGUUCGUGAUUCAACAACAAGCCACUUGACAGGAAGGUCAGUACACAACCAGCGGAUAGAGUGCCUGUGGAGAGACGUGCAGGAACAAGUUGGAGAUGUCUUCUACCAAAUGUUUUAUGAUAUGGAAGACCAAGGAAUCCUUGAUGUUUCUGAAUGACCAUCACAUUUGUGCAUUGCAGAUGGUGUAUAUUCCAGAAAUAAACAAAAGACUGGAGGCAUUCAUAAAUGGAUGGAACAAUCACAGGAUACGUACAGAAUCAAACCGAACACCAGAACAAAUAUGGUCAGAGGGAAUGUUGAUGGGGGAUGCCCAUAUAAGGCACAUAGAAAUCGGCAAUGACAAUCUAAAGGGAAAGCUUGAAGCUUUUGGAUUAAGUUUCUCAGAUGUUGAGUUAAGCGACAGUGACCGGGUCAUUCAGCGAAGAGGUCAUGUGAUGACUCCACAGAUCAUGCAACAAGUUAUGGAAGAAACCUCAAGAGCUUCUAGUUUAGAAGAGAAAUACAGACUUUGUGUUGAUGCUGUUAAUAGAUUUGCAUCAUGACUCUUACAAACUUAAGGAAUGACAUGCUGUUUUGUGAAUUUUGAAAUUUCCAGUGUUUAAGUUAUAUAUUUGAACUGUGCAUAUGUACAGCUAUAUUGUUUUUAGCUCACAGGUUUAAAUAAUACGACUAUGAGUGAUGUUAUAUGGCAAAAUCGCAUUUUACCUUUUUGUGAACUUUACUUUUUUGGCACCAAAAUCCACUUUUAAGUUUUGUGGGCAAGUUUUUGGAAAGCUUGCAUUUUUUUUGUAAGACCAAAAGUAUAUAUCUCAUGUCCUUCUUAUUUGGUUUAUACAUUCAUUAGAGGUCCAAGAGUGAUGUUAUGGCAAAAUGAUACAGAAAAGAGAAAUGUGAUUUCUUCGCAUUUUAACAUUUUGUGGACUCUACUUUUUUGACACCUCAACCCACUUUAAUGUUUUUGGGGCAAGUUUUUGGAAAGCUUGUAAGUCCAAAAGUAUAUAUCUCGUGUCCUUCUUAUUUGGUUUAAACAUUAAUUAGAGGUCUAUGAGUUAUGUCAUGGCAAAAUCAUGCAGAAAAAAAUUGUGAUAUUUUCGCAUUUUACCAUUUUGUGGACUUUUUUGGCACCAAAACUCACUUUAAAGAUUUUGGUGGUUAGUUUUAGAAAGCUUGUAAGUCCACAAUCUUCUUAUUUGGUUUAUACAUCCAUUAGAGGUCUAGGAGCGAUAUUAUGUAACAUACAAUUUCAAAAUGACAUGCUUAUACAUACAUAAAUAAUGAAUGCAUAGUGUGAUUGCUGCCGCCAGGGAGCUUUCGCAAUCAUUGAUUGCACUUGUUGUGCAUAUGAACUCAAUAAGUAUUAUAACAAAUGUUACAAUUGCAACAUGACCAGUUUCCAUUGAUGCUUAAUGUACAUGUACGUGAUUUGUUAUAAAAUUUGGGUCUGACUGCGAGCUGUAGUACAUCAGAAAUUUAAGCUAAACGUCUUUGAAUUCUUGAAUUGUUUGUAGUUGUACAUGUGUUCCUAAUUUAGUGAUAAGUGAUAUGUUGUCUAGUACAAUUAUCCAUAAUUAAAUAUCAUUAUGCUUACUG